AACGCUUUGUGAAGAUUCGUCCAGCUUGUUAGACCAGAAAAAGCACACGAGUGUUGGAGUUUUGCUCGUGUUUCCAUGUGACACUCAGGUGUACUGUUGCCGUUUUUAAAAAUCAUAAAAUAAAAAUAAAGUGGCUAAGAAAAGCAUUGCAAUUCGCGGAAGAACAAUUUACAAAAAUAUACACUGUGAAAACAUCGGAUUAUUUAAAGCACAGAAAAACUAUUUAAAAAGCAUAGUAAACACCCGUCGCGUUUUUCACGUUUGCGAUUUUUGUGACGUCCCGUUGCCUACACAAGGCUUAAUCUGGACUACUGAUCAAAACAGUUCGCUAUUCUUUCUCUCCCCAAUGUGAAUUUGCAAAUAUGAUGAUGUCACCGAGUCGCCACUUUUUCUUCUAGCGAUAGUUAUGGCGGAGCUGAAGUUUUCCAACUUUCCUUGAUUUUUAAGGCCAGCUGCUUAUUCCAAUGGAGCACAUUCAAGGGGCCUGGAAGACCCUCAGUAAUGGGUUUGGAUUUAAGGAUUCCGUGUUUGAGGACCCCUGUCUGUCGCCUACUAUCGACCAAGGCUUUGCCUAUCAAAGGCGCUCAUCAGACGACAGCAAAAUCGCUGACUCUACCAAGACAAGCAGCACUAUCCGAGUCUACCUGCCCAACAAGCAGCGCACUGUGGUGAACGUACGGCCAGGUAUGACCCUGCACAACUGCCUCAUCAAAGCCCUCAAGGUGAGGGGGCUCCAGCCAGAGUGUUGUGCUGUCUUCAGAUUGCACCCAGGACAGAAAAACAGAAAAUCCCGUAUGGAUUGGACUACGGAUUCUACCUCACUCAUUGGGGAGGACCUGGUAGUGGAAGUUCUAGAUCAUGUACCCUUGACUACGCACAAUUUUGUUCGGAAAACGUUUCUGAAGUUAGCCUUUUGCGAUAUAUGUCAGAAGUUUCUCCUGAAUGGUUUCCGUUGCCAAACAUGUGGCUACAAAUUCCAUGAGCAUUGCAGCACCAAAGUCCCCACUAUGUGUGUGGACUGGAGCAACAUCAGACAACUUCUGCUGUUCCCCACUCCGGGUGAAAGUGGGGGUCCAUCUCUCCCCCCCUUGACCUCCCGGCGCAUGCGUGACUCCCUAUCCCGUUUCCCUGUCAGCUCGGCACACAGACAUUCUACCCCUCAUGCCUUCAACUACACUGCACCCUACCCACCUUCAGGGGGUGCACUCUCUCAUAGGCAGAGGUCAACGUCCACACCAAAUGUCCACAUGGUCAGCACCACCAUGCCUGUUGACAACAGUGUUAUAGAGCUAGAUUGCCUGAAUGCUUCUCCUAGCUCCUGGUGCCGUCGGUUUUGCCUGAAGAGAAGAGAUGCCAUGAGAUGUCAUGAUUCAGCAGGAAGCCCACCAAAUCAGAGCCCCACAGGCUGGUCCCAGUCCAAAACACCAGCACCUACGCAUAGAGAGAGGGCACCUUCCUCCAACACGCAGGAGAAGAACAGAAUUCGGCCAAGGGAUAAGAGAGACUCUAGCUACUACUGGGAGAUUGAAGCCAGCGAGGUGAUGCUGCUCUCACGGAUUGGCUCCGGCUCCUUUGGGACGGUAUACAAAGGGAAAUGGCACGGUGAUGUAGCAGUGAAGAUAUUAAAGGUCACGGAUCCUACGCCAGAACAGUUCCAGGCCUUCCGCAACGAGGUGGCAGUUCUGAGGAAAACCAGACAUGUCAACAUCCUGUUGUUCAUGGGUUACAUGACAAAGGACAACCUUGCCAUUGUGACGCAGUGGUGUGAUGGCAGCAGCCUCUACAAGCACCUGCAUGUCCAGGAGACCAACCUGCAGAUGUUCCAGCUCAUCGAUAUUGCUAGGCAGACCGCUCAGGGCAUGGAUUAUUUACAUGCAAAGAAUAUCAUCCACCGGGAUAUGAAAUCAAACAAUAUCUUCCUGCAUGAAGGUUUGACGGUAAAGAUUGGGGACUUUGGUCUGGCAACAGUGAAAGCCCGCUGGAGCGGUUCCCACCAGGUGGAGCAGCCCUCUGGAUCCAUACUGUGGAUGGCCCCGGAAGUUAUACGGAUGCAGGACAAUAACCCAUACAGCUUCCAGUCGGACGUGUACUCCUACGGCAUUGUGCUCUAUGAGCUCAUGACAGGGGAGCUUCCCUACUCAAUGAUAGCCAACCGAGACCAGAUCAUCUUCAUGGUCGGCAGGGGAUACCUGUCUCCAGACCUGAGCAAGCUGUACAAGAGCUGCCCCAAAGCCAUGAAGAGGCUGGUCGCUGACUGCAUCAAGAAGUCCAAAGAUGAGAGGCCUCUGUUCCCUCAGAUACUGUCAUCCAUAGAGCUUCUGCAGCACUCGCUUCCCAAAAUCAACCGCAGCGCCUCCGAGCCAUCCCUGCACCGAGCCUCGCACACUGAGGACAUUAACUCCUGCACUUUGACCUCCACGAAGCUGCCUGUGUUCUAGCACAACCCUUCAGCCUCCGAGCCAAGCCAAAUUCCUCAUGAGGAGAAAACAUGCUUGACAAACAGAAGAACAGUGCAAUUCAGUAAAUGCAUUCAUAUGUAACCAAAACCCAUGGCCAGCAGCACGGCACCGAUGAGAAGACCGGAACAGAGGCCACUCUCCACUUGUGCUGUAUGAAGUCUAGCGCUUUGUCUUCCCUGAUGUCCUGUAUACUAGUCUCAAGUGGAAAGGAUACUUUGCAGUCUGCACACACCCGAUACUUUCAGUUACAGAAUAAAGACGAUUUUCGCAUCUUCGAGGAAUGAGUGAAGCUCAUUUCAGAACCUCCAAGAUGUCCAACUUCCUCAUCCUCCUUUUGUUCCUGUAAGCAAGACAAUUCUCUACAACCCUGUCCAUUUCUGUCAUGUCCAAAAUACACCUUUCUGAUUAGCAACUUUCAUCUAGGUCUUGGCCAUAUUUUAAUUGGAGUUGUACUGAUGCUAAACAAUACCAAAAUCACAUUCAAAUUGGUGUUUUCCCGAGAGGAAUUAUUUUGGAAGUGCAACACAUUUCAUAAUUUGAAAUGUGCAAGUAUAGACAUCUGCAUAGUGUGGGCAUAGAUGUAAUUGAGAAAAUAUAUUAUGUCUUGUGUACACACAGUCAUGAACAAUGGAUCUGUCUCCCCUUUCCCAUCCAGGAUGUUGGUUCAUGGUUUGCUUUUUAGGGUUGUUAAAGGUAAUUAUCAAGCUGUCUUUCUUGGGCUGUACUAUCAUGGGAAAAUGUGAGUGCAGAGAAUGACUGCUCUCUGUAGUGUCUUUCAGUGAUUUUGGGGUUUUCAUUUGUUUUUGGUCUU
Megalops cyprinoides (Indo-Pacific tarpon) is the source of this 3270-nucleotide messenger RNA. It is a transcript of the gene raf1b, whose product is annotated as Raf-1 proto-oncogene, serine/threonine kinase b. The coding region runs from base 465 to 2438 and encodes 657 amino acids. Lineage: Eukaryota; Metazoa; Chordata; Actinopteri; Elopiformes; Megalopidae. Gene Ontology annotation, molecular function: protein kinase activity; ATP binding. The transcript has 18 exons. Gene Ontology annotation, cellular component: mitochondrion; plasma membrane; cytosol. Gene Ontology annotation, biological process: protein phosphorylation; signal transduction. The record is from RefSeq and is a predicted model, not a curated record.